Oenanthe melanoleuca is the source of this 6766-nucleotide messenger RNA. RefSeq names its product transmembrane protein 86A (gene TMEM86A). The transcript has 3 exons. Gene Ontology annotation, cellular component: membrane. Lineage: Eukaryota; Metazoa; Chordata; Aves; Passeriformes; Muscicapidae. The record is from RefSeq and is a predicted model, not a curated record. Bases 254 to 967 code for a protein of 237 amino acids.
CCGGGGCCGGGGCCGAGCGAGGCGCUCGCCCUCCCGGCAGCGGGCCCGGGGCCGGGGCCGCCCGCUCCGAUCGCGCCGCCCGCCGGGCGGGCCCGGGCCGCCCCUCCUGCUCCCCGCAGCGCAUUCGCCGCGGGGCCCCUCUCCUGUGACGUCAGCGCCGCCUCAAAAAGCGCCCCGGCAGGCAGGCAGGGCAGCGGGCUGGGCAGCGGCGACGGCGACAGCGGCCACGGCAGCAGCGCGCCCCGCCGCCGACAUGGUGUCCCCCGUCACCGUGGUGAAGAGUGAAGGCCCCAAACUGGUCCCCUUCUUUAAAGCCACUUGUGUCUAUUUUGUCCUCUGGCUGCCAACUUCCAGCCCAUCCUGGUUCAGUGCCCUCAUUAAAUGUCUGCCCAUCUUUUGCCUGUGGGUUUUCCUCCUGGCUCAUGGGAUUAACUUCUUAGUGUCACACCGGAGUGCCAGCCGCAUCCUAGCGGGACUCAUAUUCUCGGCAGUGGGAGACGCCUUUCUCAUCUGGCAGGAGCAGGGCUACUUCAUUCAUGGUCUGCUGAUGUUCGCCAUCACACACAUCCUGUACUCUUCAGCCUUUGGCAUGAAGCCUUUGGACCUCAAAGCUGGCUUGCUGAUGGGCCUUGUCUCCAGCUCCUGCUAUGCCUUCCUGUACUCCUACCUCUCGGGUCCCUUCACCUACCUGGUGGCCGUCUACAUCGCCCUGAUCGGCUUCAUGGGCUGGCGGGCGGUGGCGGGCGUGCAGCUGUGCAACGACCUGUGGACGUGGACCAAGCUGUCGGCCUGCGUGGGCGCCAUGCUCUUCAUGGUGUCGGACCUCACCAUCGCGCUCAACGAGUUCUGCUUCCCCGUGCCCUACUCGCGCUUCAUCAUCAUGGCCACCUACUACGCCGCCCAGAUGCUGAUCGCGCUGUCGGCCGUGGAGACCAGGGAUGAAGAGGACUUCAGGAAGAGGAGCUAGGUGGAGUGCCAAUAGUCUGUGAACACAUGGGUUAUAUCUCAGGUGCUGUAGCUGCAUUCACCCCUGAGAGAGAUCUCCAUUUCUCUAGGCACACUGGUGAUGUUGAUUUUGCUUCUUUGAAGCAUUACCUUUGGGAAUUACUUUUAUUUUCGUUGGCUUUCUCUGAAUACAGCUUACUUCAGUGUGGAGUCCACAUCAGAAAGCUUAGACUGUCCCUGCAGUAGUUACUCAUUCAACUUUUUCUCCUUGGAAGUGCUGUACUACUGCAUUUUACUUGUUAGUCUUGAAACGGAUGCUGAAUGUCUGGGAAGAGGAGGGCUGGUGGAAAGGAGGUUUGGCCAUGCACUGUGCUAAAAGGCUUGCUCUCAACUGUAGGCAGACAGGCACAGAUCUCUGCUGAAGUCAUAGGUAAAAGUUAAUUUAACUGAUGUUUGUCUCUUCUUGUGCAUUACAAACUCAGUAUGCAAACUGGAGCUAUUCCUCUGUUGAAAGGAAGCUUGGAGGGAGAGUAAAAACAGCAUAUGCAGCUGGGAGCUGAGCUCUGAAGUCAGUGGCAGUACCCACCAGAACCAGCAUGAAGGCAGAAUCCCAAGCUGAGGGCACAGAUUGAGAGGUGCUGGCAGUGCUGUGCUUUGAUUGCAGUGAUCACUGCUCCAGGGCAGGUCUCUAGGUGCAAGUCAGCAUUGCUGCCUCUGGCAGAACUGUAGAGAGGAGCUUGAUGUGAUUUCAGGGACAUCUUAGUAGCCAGGCCAGCGUGUUCUCCCUCACCACGUGCACGCAGUUGCACAGUGCCUGCAGCCACCACUGAGAUGUAAUGGGCACAUGAGGAACUUUGAUUUUUAAAGCAGAACUUACUCAUUUUCUUAAUCAGUGUAUGCCCUAAUUAUCCUUAGUAUGGCAGACAGGCAUCUAAUCUUUAUGCCUUUAUUCUCCAAUGUCCUAACAAGUAAUAUUCCAUGUACCCAUUAAAUUUUAGUAGCACUUGCAGUACUACUUUUAGUACUGCUGCCUGCAGUAUCUUAAAUCUUUGUGUGAGCAUUUCCUGUGAUCAAGGCCCUGAUUUUGGAUGUAGAUUGUCGUGUUUUGCCAGCUGGUGGAAAACGAUCCUCUUUACACCACUUCUUUUUUUUUUUUUUUUUUUUUAUUAUUUUUUUAGAAAGCCCCUUUUCAGCAGAGCUUCCUGAAAAACACUGUCCUUUGUGUUCAGCACGCCUGCCACUUCCUUCUCAAACUCACAUGGACUCACAUAGAACUCUGCUAGCUUUUCCCUUGUGUUGAGAGUCCCGUUCCUCUCCAGCCUCACCUGGUGUUCCUGGCAGGGAAUAGGCAUUGCCUCCCCAUGCCUUCUCCAUCAGUGCAAAUGCAGCCAGUGUUACAGAAAUCUGGGUUAACCACCCUGACCCCAUGGGGGCAUCUGCUGCUUUUCAGACAGGGAUCAGAAAGGUCAGCUGCAUUACGGAGAGGGAAAACACUGUAGGUAGCACAGCCCUGUGUAAUCCCUUCCCUUUAAUGCUGUUAUGUAAUACUGUCAGUAUUCAUUCACUGGCACCUCAGGGCCCGCCUGGAGUAAAAGCUAAGGGAAUUUAGAGCCAUAAACCAUUUUCAUUCAUCAGCAUUGCUUAUCUCCUGGCCACACAUUGAACCCUUCAUUGUAGCUCUCUGCAGAUGUCACCUGCUGUUACUCAGCUUGGCUGUUUGCAAAUCUCCUCCUGCAACAGAGUGACCCAGCUAAACAUUUGGGGUGAGUCCCACCAUCCUCCCAGCAUGUGAGCAAACAGCACACUGCAGUCUUUGAGUCCCAGCUCCUUGGCAUGGGUCAGUCCAGCACACUCAGUCCUUAGCUGGCAGUUCUUCAGAGGAGCUCCCCCACAUCCUGAGCUUCCCUUUGCUUUGAGGGAAAUGCUUGCGUGAUAAAAUAAGCUUUAUUUAAAAGUCUUGAGUUUUGAUUCUUUUUUUUUCCUCUCUAGAAACAAGUAGUCUUGCACUGCCUGAAAAUAGCUGAGUUGCUUUUCUGUGUGCUUUUUCUUCUUGGCUUGCUUUGCUGUCCUGCUCUACCAUCAGCUACUGCAUACUUGCAGAAAAGAGUCUUGAUGUGUUAUUAGGAGGCCCCUCUUUUCCACUGGCCAUCAGAGGUGCAGUUCCUAGUGGCAGAGGUCUCUGGAUAGCAGAAACUCAUGCAACCUAAGUGAGCUGUUCCCUUGCUGUCCUGGACAGAUCAGCUGGAGUGACCUGGCUGGGACACAUUGGCCAGUCACACUGGCUCCAUCCCAGUGCUGCAACAGCUUCAGCCUUCCUGGGAACACGAGGCAGAGCCCUCAGCAUACAAAGGAGAGUCCUGGUUGGCUUGGAGGUUUGCCGGCCGAGGCUCUUAAUCUUCAAAAUCUCUCUCUGGCUCUGCAUUCCUCUUUCUAAUCCAUAUUACUUGAACGAGACCGUUUUCCUGGAGGCUCUUUCCUGCUGGGAAGAGACCAGCUGCUGUGGACUGUGAUCUGACACAAUUUUGAGAUGCCUAAAUCCUGAGAAACACUAAGCAGUUGCUGGCAGGCUGUUAAAUAACUUUUCUUGGGAUUAAAGCUGUUCCCUCAACCCCAGCGAGGGCAAUCUUCACUUUGAAGUCGAGCAGAAAAAGGAGUGGUGUUCAUAAGUGACAAAUGGUGUUACUGGCCUGUAAAACUGAGGUUCAAUCCAUUCUUCUCCUUUUCAGGAGCACAGUCCUUGAGAAGCACCCAGUCUUUGGCCCAGGAACAUUACAGAGGGAAUGGAGCCUUCCUGGUGGUGUAGUGUUCCUGGUCCCAGCAGCAGCAGCUCCUUUUGUAGCUAAGCACAGAGGUUUUCUUUUGAUACUGCUGUAUCCAAACCUCCUUCUGCAAUCCCUAUCCAUGGUCACUUGAGCUUACACACUUAGUGUGGUUACUUUCUGUAGUUAUCACCCUCUUGGAGGUCCAUUGGCUCUUUAAUUGGACAUAUAAAAGAUGCAGCAUGUUCACUUCAGCCUCUUUCUGUAGGCAGAUCCUCCUUGCACAGAACUCCCAGGGUCAGUCAAAGAAGCAGUACUAAUUGCAGCUUGUUUUCAAGUGCUAGUAAUGCUUCUGGGCUGUGUCACAGGGUGAUGCUCAUGUACAAAUGGCAGAUCAAGAAGAACAAAGCCAGAGGAUUUUAACUUUAAGCUUUCUUCUUACUCUGUGCUGAGUACCUGGCUUCAGGUAUUCAGGCUUCUUACUCCUCCAUAUUGAGGCUUUUGUGUGGAUUGCUGAAGGUUUCAUGUUAUCAUCAGUGGAGGUAAUUUAUGUAUUUUUACACAAAAAUACUUAUAAAAUUCCCAAGAGGAACUUGGCAGCUUUUAGUGGCUCUUCAAAGUUUUCCAGUCCUGUAUUUCGACACUAACACCUGCGUUGUCAUCUUGCUAUCAUGGUAUUUUUGGGGGCUGCUCUGGAAGGAGCAGAUCAAAGCAAACAGCAACUGUAGAGCCAGUGGCAGGUGCCUCUUUCUCUUUGCUUGGUUUCUGAAUACAGACAGGGUCUUUUAUGCAGAGGCAUCCUAACUGUGUUCUUGGAAGAGAAUGGGAAGUUGCUGACUUCUCAUGACAGAAAUCCUCCUGGGUAAUUCUCCUGCCUUUUAUCCAUGCUCGCUCCUUUUGUGGCCCUGGGUGAGUCACUUAAAUUUUCUGGGGCCAGGUCCACAUCUGGUGUAUGAGGGCCAGUGCAAUGCCGAGUUUUCCCAGCAGGGGACCAGGCUCUCACUCCACUCUAAAGUGGAGCUAUUAGCCCUUACCUACCCCACAAGGAUAUCUUGAGGACUGAUGCUCAUGCAGCACUUUGAAGAUGUCAAGUGUUAUGUAAGUCACAAGUAUUAUCCAAUUUUAAUGUCAAAAUUGCUUUUAGGGAUCUGCAGGACUUGUUUUAAAACAUGGAAUGCAUGUCUGCCUUUUGAAUUUGCAUCAGAUAGAAAAAAAUGCAAAAUAUUUAUUAUGCUGGUUAACAGGAUGGGCUCAGCUACACUUGAACUAUGAGGGAGGUUUAGCAUAAAAAUCUGAACUUUCUAAUUUCAGUUUUGCAAAUGGUUUUUAGUUCUUCUGAAAGCCUUGACCAAAUUCUUAGAUGUGAACCUUGCAUCCAACUUUUGCAGUCUGAUCUUGUCCCUCACUGUUAGCUAGAGUAAGUAUAAUCCAACCAAAACAGAGUACCUCACAAUCUACUGGGGCUUUUGAACAAGCUGGAACAGAAAAUGAACUCCUUCUGUUCAACCUUCAGUCUGCAGAAGGUCAGCUGGGUUUCAUGAGACAGCUGUUAAAGGGAUGUUUAAUUUCUCGGACUGUAAGUUUUACUGGCUUUAAAAUCAGCAGAGAGAGAAAGCCUUGAUGGAAUCAAUAAGGUCAGCACAUCCUUCCUGAAUUCCUUUCUUUUCACCCAAAUCAAGGAAGCUUUGUAGCAGAGGAAGUGCUUGUUCCACCAGUCCUGUGACCCAGAACAGAAGUUGAUCUAGAAAUACAGCUCUCAACCACCAUCAUGUUCUCAACUAAGAUAAAAAUGCCACUGUUCACUGAUCUCUAAUUCUGGACCACAGCUAGAAACUACCCAGUCUUUGUAGCACUAGCUGCUGUACGAAAACAAAUGAAGGCAAAGAAUUACACACCAAGGAAUGUGAGCUGUGCACAUGUGAAAUGGACCAUAAUUUUGAAGCAGCUGCAGUAAAAUCUUAAUAUGAACUCAGAAGCAAACACAAUGCAAAUUUUUAUGGUUUCUUUAAAAUAUUUGAUGGGUUUUCAUUUUCUUAGUUUGGAGAAAAUUUUCUUAAUGUUAUUUUAUUUUUGCUCUUACUGUAAAGAAUAAAAAUACACAACUCUAGACAGACUACAAAUGAAAAAAGGGUGGCCAGUUGGCAGGAAUGCCAAAACUUCUGUGGCUUGUAUUGUUUCUGUGGUGACACUAUGCUGCUCUUGGGUGAGCUACUGGAGUGGUGUGAUGGCUCAAAAGUGAGGCUGAAGCACAGGAUGCAGGGGUUGAGCCACCAAGACUUCAGUGGGAGCACGACUGGGCCAGUUUGGAUCAGUCAAAAGACAGAGCAUAAGGAAAUAAAAGACACCUUUUCCUGACAGAAGAAAAGCAAGAAACCAAAACCAGCCUGUUGGGCGAUGGUGCUGAAUCACUACAAACAUAUUUAUCCAGACCCUGCUCGUGCAAGGUUCCUGCUGGACCAAGCCUUGCUCCUAAUUCAGCUGGGGAGGCUUGCUCCAAGCCUAUGGUGCUGGUAGGGUCAGGCCAGCAGAACCUGAAGCUUUGUUAAAUAAAACUCGAAAACCAGAAAGCAGCAACAAAAACAAGAACAAAACCCCGAAAACCACCACCACCACCAACAAAAACAAACAAAAAAAAACAAAACCCCAAAACAAAAACAAGGAAGGAAAAAGCAAUGCCACUGGGCAAGUGGCAGUUUUGCCUGCCUGAGAAUGCAGAGUGGCUGGUCUGUACUGAACACUAGACUUUGUCUUGGACCCGUGUGAGUCUCUUGCUCCAGCCCCUCUCUCACACAUUCCAGGCAGAGUGCACUGAAAGAUGUGUCUGAAACAGCUGCUCUUCUCUGGGGAGUCAAGUACUUUGCCAUGUCUGAAAGUCUCUAGCACUUACUUUCUUUACUGUGAUUGUAAAGGUCACCACAUACAGUACAGCCAAUUGAUCCGGGAUCUUUUUCUUAAUACAUUUUUAUGCUGAUUUUACUAUUUUAAUUCUUUGUUUGGAAUGUAAUUUUUUUUCUCAUUUCUUCUGUGUGUAACAGCAAUUAAAAAUAUUAAUUUACUGGGUA